AUGAUGUCACUGGCCAGGCGCCUGCGCCGCCGCUUUCCCAGCCUGCUGGAUCGCCCCUACUUCCCGAAGCGGUACCCCAUUAUAUCUACACAGGUCGCCCGCGCCGCACAGAGCGCAUCGGCGUUUGCCCUCGGCUUCUUCCAGCGCGCAGGGGCCAACGGCGGGCGGCCGCAGCCCGUGGCGAUGUCGAUGCUGCCCAAGCGGCGCGACGCGGUCCUGAGGUUUUUCCAGGUGUGCCCAGCCUACCUGCAGCACGAGGACACAGUCGAGCGGUGGCUGGCGCCCUGGCUGUGGCACCACUGGGAGUCCAUCCUGCCAGACGUUGAGCGCCGCCUCGGCCUGCCGCGCGGCGCGGCGCAGCCCUGCGACAUCGACGCGCUGUGGCAGCUGUGCUCAUACGAGGCCGGCCUGCUCGGCGCCCUGGGCGGCGCCUGCAGCGCGUUCGAGCGGCCCGAGGCUGAGCUGCUGGAGUGGAUGGAAGACGUGCGGCUGUAUGAGACGCAGGGGCCCGGGGCGGACAUCAACAGCAGGAUCGCGGGUGUGCUCCUGGCAGACCUGGGCGCGUCCCUCCGCGGCGCUGCGCAAGCCAGCGCCGCCGGCAAGGAGCCGCUGCAGCUGGCGCGGCUGCACUUUGCGCACUGUGAGACGCUGACGCCUCUCCUGACGCUGCUCGGCCUGUUCAAGGCGCAGCUGUCAGGGAGGGCAUCCGCAGCGGCCCCAGGGGCGCCAGUGGUCUCGCCGCGCCAGGCGCAGCAGGAGGUGGGGGGCGUGGACUCGAUUGUGGACGACGCUGCGCUGGCGGUGGCGCGGCGGCUGGCGGAGACCCGCAGUGGCAGCAGCAGCGGCGGCGCCAAUGGCGAUGGUUUGGCUGACGCUGGGAGCGGCGGCGUGGGGAGCAGCAGCUUGAGCGACGGCGGUGGCGGUGCCCUGGAUAACGGUAGUGAGACGAGCGUGGGCAGCACGGACAGCUGGGGGCUGGAGAGCCACCUGGGUGCCAGCAGCAGCAGCAGCAGCAGCAGCAGCAGCAGAAGCAGCAGCGGCGGCGGCGGCAGCAGCGGCGGCGACGGCGCCGGGCGGCUGCGCCACAAGCAUGGCCCGCGAGCGGCUGGGUGCGCGUACAAGGGGAGAGAGCUUGCCGGCGGCCCCCUCGCGCCCCCGCCAGGCUGGGAGCCGCUGCCCAACGACGGCGGGCGCGAGUGGCGCGGUGGGCGCGUGGCGCCGCUUGGGGGCAACCUGGUGGUGGUGUUGUACCAAUCAGACAGCCGCCCGGCGCGCCACGUCGUGCGGUUCGUGCACAACGAGCAGGUGCUGGCGCCGCCGUUUUGCGGCGGCGGGACAGACUGCGACCUGGGGGAGUUUCUGGAGGCGGUUGUCGACAAAGGGGCGGCAUCUGUCGGGCAGCUGCUGGAAUUGUGCGAGGUGGACAGGAGGGGCGCGGGGCCUGGCCAGGGCCGCGGCGCCGCCGGCGCCGCGCCCGUCGUGACCGCAGACGGUCUGCAGAUUGAGCUGCCCUCUUUGAGCUGA
Messenger RNA from Monoraphidium neglectum, 1524 nucleotides. RefSeq lists its product as hypothetical. Gene Ontology annotation, molecular function: acid phosphatase activity; inositol phosphate phosphatase activity. The record is from RefSeq and is a predicted model, not a curated record. The transcript is spliced from 6 exons. NCBI's taxonomy places the organism in Eukaryota, Viridiplantae, Chlorophyta, Chlorophyceae, Sphaeropleales, Selenastraceae. Bases 1 to 1524 code for a protein of 507 amino acids.